AGGAUGACUGUGGGAAUCUUUGCAAACUGCACCUUCUGUUUGAAAGUCAAGUACUUACCUCGGCAGCAGAGGAAAAAGCUGCAAACGAACAUUAAGGAACAUGGUGGAAAGUUUUCCUUCUUAUUAAAUCCUCAGUGCACACAUAUGAUCUUAGACAAUGCUGAUGUUCUGAGUCAGUAUCAACUGAGCUCUAUCCAAAAGAAACAUAUUCAUAUUGCAAACCCAGAUUUUAUAUGGGAGUCUAUCAAGGAAAGGAGGCUUUUGGAUGUGAAGAAUUAUGAUCCUAACAGGUCACUGGACAUAACGCCACCUCCCGAUCAAAAAGCAAGCGGUUCUGAAGUGAGAACAGAUGAUAUUUCCCUGGACGAUGCCAUAGAGAAGGAAAACAUGGUGGAACUCACUAAGUUUCAUACAGAGAAUGUUGAAAUUCCUCAGUUUCCUCAAGAUUUUGAAGUUGCAAAAUAUAACGCCUUGGAAAAAGUGGGGCUGGAGGGAGGCCAGGAAGCCGUGGUGGUAGAGCUUCAGUGCUCCCAAGACUCUGGCAACUGCCCUUUUCUGGUGUCUGCACACUUCCUCCUGGCUGACGGCGUGCAGACAAGAAGAGAGUUCUCAGUAAGGAAAAGUGCUGCAGAUGCAUGUGAAUACUAUGAAAAUUACCUUGAAGAGCUGAACAUGCAAGGAUUUCUACUAAGAGAACACUUCACGCCCGAAGCAACGCAACUGGCAUCUGAAAAAUUGCAAGCACUGCUUUUGGAGGAGGUCAUGCAUUCAAGCACUCUGAGCCAAGAGGUGAGCGAUUUGGUGGAGAUGAUUUGGGCAGAAGCCCUGGGCCACCUGGAGCACACACUUCUCAAGCCGGUGAACAGGAUUAGCCUCAAUGAUGUAAGCAAGGCCGAGGGCAUCCUCCUUCUCGUAAAGGCAGCACUGAAAAAUGGAGAAGCAGCAGAGCAAUUGCAGAAGAUGAUGACCGAGUUCUACAGAUUGAUACCUCACAAAGGUCUAGCACCUGAAGAAGUAGACCUGGGACUGUUAGCCAAGAAAGAGGACCUCUGCCAGCUAAUAAGAGACAUGGUUAAUGUCUGUGAAACGAAUUUGUCCAAACCCAACCUACCAUCUCUUGCCAAAUACCGAGCUUUGAGAUGCAAAAUUGAGCAUGUUGAGCAGAAUACUGAAGAAUUUCUCAGGGUUAGAAAAGAGAUAUUGCAGAAUAAUCACAGUGAAAGUCCAGUGGAUAUCUUGCAGAUAUUUAGAGUCGGCAGAGUGAAUGAAACCACAGAGUUUUUUAGCCAACUUGGCAAUGUGAGGCCCUUGCUGCACGGCUCUCUGGUUCGCAACAUUGUAGGAAUCCUGUGUCGGGGACUGCUUUUACCCAAAGUAGUUGAAGAUCGUGGCGUGCAAAGAACUGACAUUGGAAACCUUGGGAGUGGGAUUUAUUUCAGUGAUUCCCUCAGUACAAGUAUCAAGUACUCACACCCAGGAGAGACAGAUGGCACCAGACUCCUGGUCAUUUGUGACGUGGCCCUUGGAAAGUGUAUGGACUUGUACAAGAAGAACUUCUCCUUAACCAAAGCACCACCAGGCUACGACAGUGUGCAUGGAGUUUCAAAAACAGCCUCUGUCACCACAGACUUUGAGGAUGAUGAAUUUGUUGUCUAUAAAACCAAUCAGGUUAAAAUGAAAUAUAUUAUUAAAUUUUGCUUGCCUGAAGAUCAAAUUAAGGACUUCCAUCCUCGUGAUAAUACUGAAUUAGAGGAAUACAUCCUUGAGUUUUCACCUUUUUCAAAGGCUGAAGAUCACCAGUUACCAGAUGCCAAGCCUUCCAGCAACAUCCAGGCGGGCCUCCAGGACACCACUGGGAAUAUGGUUCCUCUUGAGGACGUCCACAUCAAGGGGAGAAUCAUGGACUUUGUGGCCCAGAUCAUUGUUUUUCAAACAUACACAAAUCAAAGUCAGGUGCCCAUUGAGGCAAAAUACAUCUUUCCCCUGGACGACAAGGCAGCCGUGUGUGGCUUUGAAGCCUUCAUCAAUGGGAAGCACAUCGUGGGCGAGAUCAAAGAGAAGGAAGAGGCCCACCGAGAAUAUCGAGAGGCCGUGAGCCAGGGCCACGGUGCCUACCUGAUGGACCAGGAUGCUGCGGAGGUUUUUACUGUAAGUGUUGGAAACUUACCGCCUAAGGCUAAGGUACUUAUCAAGAUCACCUACAUCACAGAGCUUAGCAUCCAGGGCCUGGCCGCCAUCUUCUUCCUGCCUGCCACUGUGGCGCCCUGGCAGCAGGACAGGGCUUUGGAUGAAAACCUCCAGGAUACAGUAAAGAAGAUUUAUAUAAGGGAAAUAGGAGUAAAGCAAAGCUUCUCUCUGACUAUGUCUAUCGAGAUGCCGUACGUGAUUGAAUUCAUUUCCAGCGACACACACGAGCUGAAACAGAAGCGCACAGACUGCAAGGCCGUGAUCAACACUGUGGAAGGUAGCACCUUAGACAGCAGUGGAUUCUCUCUCCGCAUCGAGCUGUCAGAUGCUUAUCUCCCGAGAAUGUGGGUGGAAAAACAUCCGGAAAAAGAAAGCGAGGCCUGCAUGCUUGUCUUCCAACCCAGCCUCGACACUGGCCUCUCCGAGCCUGCCAGCACGAACGAGGUGGUGAUUUGUCUCGACUGCUCCAACUCCAUGGAGGGUGUGACAUUCCUGCAAGCCAAGCAGAUUGCCUUGUACGCCCUGUCCCUGGUGGGUGAGAAGCAGAAAGUGAACAUCAUCCAGUUUGGCACAGGUUACACUGAACUGUUUCCGUAUCCUAAGGACAUUACAGACUGUGAUGCCCCUGCGGAGUUCAUCAUGUCAGCUGCACCAACCAUGGGGAACACAGACUUCUGGAAGACCCUACGAUACCUAAGCUUGCUGCAUCCUUCUCACGGGGCACGGAGCAUCCUCCUUGUGUCUGAUGGGCACCUCCAGAAUGAGGGCCUGACAGCACAGCUUGUGAAGAGGGGCCGUCCCCACACCAGGCUGUUUGCCUGUGGUGUCAGUUCCACAGCAAAUCGUCAUGUCUUAAGAACAUUGUCCAAGUGUGGUGCUGGAGUCUUUGAAUAUUUCAAUGCAAAAUCCAAACAUUGUUGGAAAAAACAGAUAGAAGACCAGAUGGCCAGGUUACGGGCUCCCAGCUGCCACUCUGUCUCUGUCAAAUGGCAGCAACUCAGCUCAGAUGUGCCCGAGCCCCUGCAGGCCCCUGCCCAGGUGCCUUCCUUGUUCCACAAUGACCGGCUCCUGGUCUACGGGUUCGUCCCUCACUGCACUCAGGCAACUCUGAGUGCACUGAUUCAAGAGAAAGAAUUCUGUACAAUGGUGUCAACUAGUGAACUUCAGAAGACAACUGGAACUAUGCUUCACAGGCUGACGGCACGCGCGCUCAUCAGAGACUACGAAGAUGGCAUUCUCCACGAGGAUGAAGCCCGUCACGAGAUGAAAAAACAAACCUUGAAGUCUCUGAUUAUUCAACUCAGUAAAGAAAACUCUCUCAUCACACAGUUUACAAGCUUCGUGGCAGUUGAGAAAAGGGAUGAUCAUGAGUUGCCAUUUCCCGAUAUUCCAAAUGUCUCUGAAUUUAUUGCCAAAGAAGACAUAGACCUCCUGCCCUACAUGAGCUGGCAGGGGGAGCCCCCAGACGCCGGCGCUGAGCAGCACCGCUGUGCUAAUAAUGACCCGCACCUGUGUUCUGCCCUGCACCGCAGUGCCUGGCUUCUUCACAUGCUGGAUCUUUGCAAGUCUGAUAGUCUUACCGGAUCCAAGGAUUACCUUCUCUCAAACAGAAAUGUCUGUGGAAAAGAAAAAGGAAGCAGCCUAAGCAGGAAGGACCUGAAGACGUGGAAGCGUCAGGCUCGAGGGGGCCCACUUUUCCCUGCCGCCCGCAGUUGGCCGCGGGGGAGCUCUCUCCGGCAGAAGCUGAGGCGGGAGGCGCUUCUCCACCGGGGGCCCCCGCCGGCCUUUCUCUUGGGGCCGUCUGUCCCCGGCCCCUCGCCGCUGCGCCCGGCCCCGGCCCCGCGUCGCCCUCUCUUCCCAGCUCAGCUCCUUGGACCUCUCUCCAAGACGCCGCUGCUUCCUCCCUUCAGCUCCACUCGCUUCCGAGCAGCGCAGGCCGGGCCUGCGACGAGGCCGGCCUUCCGGAGGCAGUUUUCCUCCCCGCCGCGCCUCCCCCGCCUUUCUCGGGCUUCCAUCUGCCGACCGGCCCCCAAGCAUGUCCCAGCGUUGGCUUUCCAGUGCCCCUUACCGCCACCCCUCUGGGGCCGAGCUCUGUUUGGCUCCCAGCCGUUGGCUCCACCUGCGGGUGCCCGUGCUGACCGCUCCCCUGACCCUGCCCAGCAGCCUAGUCUUUUCUCCUCUCCUCCUAGUGACCCUGGUCCCACCAAAGGCUUUGGGUUUGGUCACCCCUCUCUUGCCUCUUUUCAUUUUCAAAGUCACCCUGCCCCUCCGAGCACCUGUCACGAGCUGCCCAGGGCGUUACCUGUGCAAGAGUACCUGGGUUACCAGCCGCUCAGGGAGUCAGCAGGUCCAGGGCACCUGGGUUGCACCCUUGAUGUCUCAGCAAACAUUUUUGCCAGCGUUGUGCCAUCAGAGCCUCCCCAGAGAAGUCUCUGGACAGGCUCCAGUUCUGGAAGUGCUUCUGAGGCAGAGAGUGAUGACCUACCAAUGCUUCCAACAUGGAGGCAAAAACUACUGAAAGUCCAGUGCCCCGCAGGCUUUCAGGCACAAGAGGAUGAGGAUGAAGCCGUCUGCCAGCAAAGCCGGGAGGACACUGUGCCUUGGCCUGACCUCCUCCGUCUACAGACUAAGGAUGGUUUCUGGAAACUUACACCUGAACUGGGAUUCAUAUUAAACCUUAAUACCAAUGCUUUACAUACGUUUCUUGAGGAAAAAGGCAUUCGAUCUCUAGGGCUCAAAGGAAGAGAGCGUCUCCUGGACCUGAUUGCCACAUUGCUCGUGUUGCAGUUCUUUUGCACCAGGUUGGAACGAGAAGGAAUAGUCUUCAAAUCGCUAAUGAGAUUGGAUGACACCUCCAAUUCCAGGAACAUUCCCUGGGCUUUUGAGACAAUCAAGAAAGCCAGUGAAUGGGUAAGAAGAACUGAGGGGCAGUAUCCGUCUAUCUGCCCACGUCUUGAGCUGGGGAAAGACUGGAACUCUGCCACCCGGCAGCUGCUGGGACUCCAGCAACACUCGGCUUCACCUCUGCACGUCCUCAACUUCCAGUCGAGGCUUGAAUCAGAGGAACCUGAAUUUAAACUCUUCUCUUGCUUCUUCGUAGGAAGUAAUCAAAUGUUAACAGAUACCAACAAUGAAAUUUAAACAAGAUUUUAUUCAACAUAGCAGUCAGUCCUUUAAAUAAAGUAAAUGAAGCAGAAUUAUUUUAAUCAACUAACAAGCAAUAAUAAAAUGAAAAUUACAAGA
Carlito syrichta (Philippine tarsier) is the source of this 5430-nucleotide messenger RNA. It is a transcript of the gene PARP4, whose product is annotated as poly(ADP-ribose) polymerase family member 4. NCBI's taxonomy places the organism in Eukaryota, Metazoa, Chordata, Mammalia, Primates, Tarsiidae. Gene Ontology annotation, molecular function: NAD+ poly-ADP-ribosyltransferase activity. The record is from RefSeq and is a predicted model, not a curated record.